AUGGAUGCCCCAGAAGAUCGAGAUGUCAAGUUACAAAAGGUUUCAGGCGACCUCCUCCUUCGGUUUAAGGAAUCCCUCCCCCGCCUUUUACACGAAGAUGGCUCUGCCCGGUCAACAGUUGGCUCGAAGGAAGUUGACUCCAUGAGAGUUCUUGUGGGCAUUCCUACCUCCCCGCCCGUAUGUUGAUUAACAUUUCACAGAUAGAACCGUUCCAAGAGUCUCCGCAACUCCUCGAUCCGUAUUUAAACUCGUUUCUCACACCGCUUACGAGCGCUUUCCUGGCUCUUCUCGAUACUUCAAAUGCGAAGACUCCUCCACCCCCGUUGGCCAAAUCAACAGGUUUCGACCGUGCGGAAAUAUCAUCUCAUGAAGCAAUUUCUAGGUUACUUUACACGCUGUGCAAGAUCCGGGGCCCCAAAAUUAUUACCCGAUUUCUACCUAACGAACCCCGCUGGUUAGAACCACUCACAUAUCUACUUACGCUUCAAAGUACAGAAUCCUCAGGCAGCUGGCAAUUUCGGUUCAUUUUAUUGCUAUGGUUAUCGCAUUUACUCCUUACACCCUUCGAUAUAAGCACCAUCUCGACCCCAAGCACGGAGCCGAUACCGCUUCCAGAGCUCCUUGAUAUCAAAGAGCUACCCGACCUAUCUAGGCAACUCCUCCAAUUGGCAAUUGCACAUCUUGCCUCACCAGGAAAUCGCGAGAGCGAAACCGCAUCACUCUUGAUUGUUCGGCUGUGUAUCCGGAAGGAUAUGGGGUUGUUGGGACUUCUCCCAGCUAUGAUUUCAUGGUGUCUGGUCACUUUUUCAAUUAAGCAAGAGUCUACGGAUUCAGCAUACGCUAGCCUCUUCCGAAAAGCUAGUAUUCUAUCCGUUCUGGCUGGCUUACUGGCUCAGGCCGAUCGCAUUGCGAUCACCCCAUUCGUCAUGCCGAUAUUUAGGCUCGUACAAAGAAUUGAGUCCGAAGACGGGAAGGAAUGGGACUCUGCUAGCAUUAGAAGGCUUGGGACAAAAAUAUACCGAUGGGUUGCAAUAUUAUCUUUGACUAGAGAAGGCGAAGAGAGGGGCGAGGACAAUGUUGUCGAAGACAUAAUCGAACGACUACUAAGCUCUCUUGGUGAUAGAGAUACCGCCGUGCGUCUUGGUGCUUCGAAAUCGCUCGCAGUCAUUUCGAGAAAACUACCGCCAGAUAUGGCUGGGGAUGUCCUAGAAGCUGUUAUGGGUAUCUAUGAGGAGGACAUAUUCUAUUCUCCUCGUUAUGGACCAAAUAGAAAGAAGAUGUUUACAGCAGUCAACGCCGAGAAAUGGCACGGAGCAACGCUUACGCUUGCCACAUUUCUCCGGGAAAGGGCUGUCCGUAGUACAAAUGUGCUAGAACGUGUGGUUCACUGCAUAAUAACUUCUUUGUCGUUUGAACAACGGAGAACUACAUUUGCUGCGGGCGGGAACGUGCGCGACGCUGCUUGUUAUGCUGCCUGGAGCCUUUCUCGGUCGUAUACAACUGAUGAGUUGAGGGCCGUGGGCAACUUUGAUCGGCGAGGGUUUAUCCAGCAAGUUCUUGCUACUGAGUUGAUUGUUGGCGGGACACUGGAUCCCCUAGGGAAUAUCCGGCGAGCCGCAUCUGCAGCUUUGCAGGAACUUGUAGGAAGACAUCCCGGAAUGGUUGAGGAGGGUAUAAAAGUUGUGCAUGUCGUGGAUUAUAACGCUGUUGCACUACGCCGGAGAAGCGUGGUCAAGGUUGCAGCGGAAGCAGCAGAGCUGGGUAGUGGGUACUGGCAUGGAAUUACCAGCGGGAUGAUAGAAGGGUGGCGGGGCAUCGGCAGUGGUGAUGUUGACGGGAGGAAAUUGAGCGGGGAUGGCCUUGGAGAGUUGAUAUACAUUACCCUACCCGGAGAUGAUGAAUACCCAAGCGGCAAAAUUGCUGAGCGUGCGGUGGAGACUGUAUCAUCUCUUCUCCGCCGAAUCCAGACUGAUGGGAAAGGAGAUGUUGAAAUAUACCAUGGCGCAACUUGGGCUCUGGCCUCCGCGAUCCUUGCUGUCCCUCCUAAUGUGUUUACCCCGAUAAAAUCGUCCUUACUGUUGCCUCCGUUUGAGAAGCUCACAGGAAAUGAAUUUCUUAAUACCCUCCUUCGCCCAGAAUUAACUUCCGAAUCGACAUCCCGUCUUGUCUUUGCUCUUUGUCACCUCAAUCCUCUCCCAAUCCCUGUUGUCAGACUCUAUACCGCCAUACUAGAGGCAAGUCUGGAUCGCAAUGAGGACAUGGUCCUUCAACAAGCCGUACCAGCAGCUAGAAAACUCAUAGCUCUGUCAUCACUCCCGAACAGGGAAAACUUAAUUACAUCUUGGAAUCGCCGGGCAUCUUCCAACCGGAAAAAACGUGGGUACAUUCUUGCCCUGGGCGAAGUCCUUCCAUUCCUUCCAAGUCCCACAAACCUGCGAAAAGCUACUGUUUCGUCACUAUUGAAGGCAGCCGCUUCUGAGGAAGUUGAAUGUCGGGUAGCCGGUAUAACAGCUAUUUCCAGGGGAAUUUUAUCAGAAGAAGAUUCUACGGAGGACGUGAGCCAGACGAUAGUAAAUUCCCUCGAUGACUACGAGGUUGAUUCACGAGGUGAUGUCGGUAGUUGGGUGCGCUCGGAAGGGAUUAAGGCCGUAUUUGAGCAGUGGGAACGCUUAGGGAAUGAAGAUGCUCAGUGGCAGAUUCUGGAAAGAAUAGUUCGUCUUUGUGCCGAAAGACUCGACCGAAUUCGAGUGAGGGCUUGUGAAGCUUUUGUGAGAAUAUCCGAGAGUGAGAAGUGGAAGGGCCUAGUCGAGUACAUUAAUAUGUAUGGCUUAUCCCUCCAGGCCCAUUCCCAAUCCUUUGCUAAUCGAUAAUAGCCAAGUACUUAAAUCAGAGAUAUCAACCACCUCUGUCUCAUCGCAUGAAUACUUUACAUCUCUGAUAUCACUGCUAACCCACCCUCGCCUCUCAACGCCAUUCCUGAAAGGCCUUGUACUCUCCGCUGGCGCAGGGUCGGACAGUCUAUUAAAAACCUCACGGGCAGCCCUGCUAUCCUUUCUAUCAAACACUUCCCCAAAACCUAUCCUAAUCACCCUAACAUCACUCCUGCCACAUGAAAGAACCACAAUCCCAACACUAGAGGUCAUGUCAGCGAUCUUGGAAUCAAUUCCCUGCGCUCCUCCUGCAAGCUUGUUUCCUUCUAUUCAAAAGGCACACUAUAAAAGCGCCAAUCACGGCAGAUUAUCUGCCGCAGUGAGGGUCUAUGGUGCGAUCUACAUGAACGAGGAUAAACUAGGAAGAAAGGCUGUGGUUGACAAGCUCGUGGCUAUGCUAAAUCACCCAUUCCCAAAAAUCAGAGAGGGGGCUGCUGAAGUUUUAGUCGGUGUUACUGGGUGUUUGGGAAAUGAGACUAAUGGAAAGGCUAUAGAAGCCUUAACUGGAUGGGAUUGGCUCGGCGGUGGGAAGGAAAGAGGGGCUGUUAUUAAGAAGGUGAGAGGGUGCUUCGACGCGCAGUAGGUGCAAAAGAGAUAGGGAGACGCCUUGAGGGCGCAAGAUCCCUAGCAAGACGAAAAAACUACGUUUUACUAACUAACUAUACAUGUAUCGAUUCACUCCGGGUUGCAGAGAUAUAACUUAGUGCGCAUUAGGUGUUACCCCAACAUUCAACCAAUUCGUCGAGUGAUGACCCAUGCCAUUGAAUCUCGACAAUAUUGGAAGACUAAUCACAUAUAAAACCCAUUGUAUUAUAAUCCAAGGCAUUAUAUUAUCAGACUAUUAUAUUAUAAUUUCACCACGCCAAAAAUCGGACC
This is a messenger RNA of Tuber aestivum (summer truffle), 3806 nucleotides long. The record is from the annotation of a GenBank genome assembly. NCBI's taxonomy places the organism in Eukaryota, Fungi, Ascomycota, Pezizomycetes, Pezizales, Tuberaceae.